This is a messenger RNA of Closterium sp. NIES-67, 741 nucleotides long. The record is from the annotation of a GenBank genome assembly. Lineage: Eukaryota; Viridiplantae; Streptophyta; Zygnematophyceae; Desmidiales; Closteriaceae.
AGGAUAAACAUGCUUCGGGGAGCCACGGUAUUUUCCAAACUAGAUCUGCGGUCCGGAUACUGGCUGAUACGAAUGGCGGACAAUUCCAUCCACAAAAUUGCCUUUCAAACUCGAUACGGGUCGUACGAGUACCUCGUAAUGCCGUUCGGACUCACCAACGCACCAGCAACGUUCCAAGCUGAAAUGAACCAUAUUCUAUGCCCACUCUUGGAGGAAUGCAUAGUGGUGUACCUGGACGACAUCCUCAUCUAUUCGCGCGACAUGCACCAACACGUCCAACACCUACGACGCGUCUUCGACAUUCUCCGACGAGAACGAUUCUACGUCAAGUUAUCCAAGAGAGAAUUCGCCCUCGAGAAAGUCCAAUUCCUAGGACACAUGGUGAGGGCUCAAGGAGUUCACGUCGACCCCAAGAAGAUCAAAGCCGUACGCACGUGGAAGACACCCGAGAACGUGACUGAGUUGCAGCAGUUCCUAGGCUUCGCGAACUAUUACAAUAGGUUCGUGCCACAGUACGCAAAAAUUGCAACGCCACUCACAAAUCUGCUGAAGAAGAACACGCCCUAUAAGUGGGAUCCACGCCAUCAGGAAGCCGUGGAGCAGCUGAAACAAGCACUCCCAUCCGCACUCGUACUCAUGUUGCCAGACCCCAAACGCGACUACGUCAUCGAAGCUGACGCUAGCGACCAGGCAGUGGGAGCAGUCUUGAUGCAAGACUAGGGGAAUGGACUGCAACCAAUC